AUGACUCCCAGCGAGCCUUCUCAGCUGGCUACUCCAGCUGCGAAGAAGAAGAACAACAGGAAGAAGAAGAGCAACGCAAAGACAAACCAGGCCCCAGACACGAAUCAGAACCGUGGCCACCCUGCCGAAGACGACGGGGACGAGUCCGACGACCCAGAUGCUGCGGUGACACAGGAUCGGCAACCGGAUUCUCCGAACGGCCAUGCCGUAUCGCCGAAGACCAACGGGCACCCUCCUCAAGAGCCGGAUGCCGACCACGCGACCGACUCUACAGACGCGAGCGCCCGGCUAGAAGCCAUAUCCCAAGAGCGCGAGGCCUUGAGGGCCGAGGUCGGCCAGUUGCGGAAGCAACUCGAAAGCCUUCAGGAAGCCCACGCCAAGGAGACGACGCAGCUCAGAUCCGACCUAGAGGAGACCGAGUCAGCCAAGGACCAAGUUGAGGAGCAGUACCAAAACCUGCUGGAUAGGGUCGAAAAGAUCAAGGAGAGCGUCAGUAACCGGUUGACGAGAGGCAAAGAAGAGCUAGAGGAAGCGAAUCAGCGCAUCGAAGAACUAGAGAACCAGAACGAGGAGCUUGAGAAAGGCGCACAAAGCCACCAAGAUGAGAUCGAGAAACUCAAGGCGGAGUUGCAGGACGCCACAAGGGAACUAUCUAGUCUUCGAAGUCGGAAUAACCUAUCGCAGCACAAUUCCCUGAAAGAAAAGGAGGAUUUAACGCGCCAGAUUCAGCAACUCAGAGAUGAGGCAGAAGCUGCAAAAGACGACAUGGGCCGCUGGGAGGUCUUGGCAAGGUACGAAAGAUCGACCAGGGAGAGCCUGGCUGACAAGGCGACGGGGCUCGAGGAGCAACUCACGAGUCUAAGAGAGAGCUAUGAUCAAAUUGCCGCCGAACGAGACAGCCAAUCGCAAGCCAUAGACAACCUCCAGAGGGCCCUCCAGGAGAUCCAGGAGGCCCGUAAGAAGGAGUUGCGUGAGGUCGUAGAGACGUCCGAGAAACAACUCCAAGCACUAGAGGCCCGCGUUCAAGACGCCGACUCGAGGGCUACCGAAGCGGAAAAAGUCAAGCAAUUGCUAGAGAAGGAGUUUGAACGGACAGCGCCUUUUGAGAAGGAGGUCAAGGAGAAGAACCUGCUCAUCGGCAAGCUAAGGCACGAAGCUAUAGUGCUCAACGACCAUCUAACUAAAGCUCUCCGCUAUCUCAAGAAGACUAAGCCCGAGGAUAACAUCGACAGGCAAAUUGUCACUAAUCACUUCCUCCAAUUUCUCGCUCUGGACCGAUCCGACCCCAAGAAGUUCCAGAUACUCCAGAUCAUCGCCGGCCUCUUAAAUUGGACGGACGAGCAAAGGGAGCAGGCCGGACUAGCCCGGCCGGGGACUUCAAACAAUUCUCUCCGCCUGCCGAGUUCCCCGUUUCACAGGACGCCUAGUACGCCGUCCUUGGCCACCGAGUUCUUCACGGACCCCACCCCGACCUCAUCCAACAAGGAGUCCCUCGCCGACCUAUGGGCCGGCUUCCUGGAACGGAGCGUCGAGGAGGCGUCUCAGGCAGGAUCAAGGAAAGGUAGCAUGUCGAGCGCGCCCGGCGCCACGAGACCAGAUACCCGAGGUAUUUGA
Messenger RNA from Durotheca rogersii, 1614 nucleotides. RefSeq lists its product as uncharacterized. Gene Ontology annotation, molecular function: small GTPase binding. Lineage: Eukaryota; Fungi; Ascomycota; Sordariomycetes; Xylariales; Xylariaceae. Gene Ontology annotation, biological process: Golgi organization; endoplasmic reticulum to Golgi vesicle-mediated transport. Bases 1 to 1614 code for a protein of 537 amino acids. The record is from RefSeq and is a predicted model, not a curated record. The transcript is spliced from 4 exons. Gene Ontology annotation, cellular component: Golgi apparatus.